GAAAACCUUUCCUCUAAGCCAAAUCCAUCUUAGAACCAUACCACAUGAAAAUCUGCUAAAAAUAGUAUUAAGAUCAGCUGGCAAUGGCUCUUAAUAGCUCCACUGCCUGUCUUCUAAUUUUCCUCUUGCUACUUACUUACUCUUUAUCAGGUGGAAUGAUGGUAGAAGGCAUCAGCGGAAGCAUGAACAAACUUCACCUUGUAAACAAGGAUGGGCUUCAGGUGAAUUCUAGAAAGUUGUUGGUACAUCAUACAAUCCUGGAUUAUGAUUAUGCUGGGCCAAACCCUAAGCAUGACCCUAGAAAGGGGAAACCUGGCAUUGGUGGCAAGAAUCCUUAACAUUGAUUGUUCCAUGUCUAUCUCUCCAUUUAAAUAACAAACAGAUAGUCAAUUGGAGAGUUUUUAUAUGUACGAGGAAAAAAACACACAGAUAUUAUUAUGUAUGU
Messenger RNA from Impatiens glandulifera, 445 nucleotides. RefSeq lists its product as uncharacterized. Bases 84 to 338 code for a protein of 84 amino acids. The record is from RefSeq and is a predicted model, not a curated record. The transcript is spliced from 3 exons. Lineage: Eukaryota; Viridiplantae; Streptophyta; Magnoliopsida; Ericales; Balsaminaceae.